AUGGCAGCUGUGCAGGAGCUCGCUCACCGCGUCAAGGGCGGCGCCGACAAGUUCUACGUCGACACCGACUCGGGCGCCGACGACGCGGCCGCCGACGGCUCAGAGGCCAAGCCCUGGAAGUCGCUCGCCUACGCCUACAUCCAGAACGUCGACCGCCCGGCCGCCCAGUACCUUGUCCGCGCCUCCGUCACGGGCGCCCUGGGCCCGGACGAGGACCCGGCGGCCCGGCUGGCGUGGAAGGAGCCCGCCAAGAGCGCCGUCAAAAAGGCCCAGAGCGCCCUCGAUGUGCACAGGAAGAAGCUGGUCAAGCAGCAGCAGGCCCAGGCCGCCGAGGACGCCCGCAGGCAGCAACGCCUCGACAACCUCGAGGCCUCCAAGAAGAUUGUGCUCGCCGAGGACGCCUCGCUGCCCAAGGCCGUCAAUAUGACCAUUGCCGACAAGGGCGUCGCGCUGGGCGACGGCGCCGGCCGCGAGGGCUCCCGAGUCCGCGUCUCGGGCCGCAUCCACCGGCUGCGCGCCCAGAAGCAGGCCACUUUUAUCACCCUCGUCGACGGCGGCGGCCACCUGCAGUGCGUCUUGCAGGCGGGCGACCUGACCAAGACGUACGACGCCUUGACCUUUGCCCAGGGCACCUCGCUGACCCUCUUCGGCGAGAUGCGCGAGGUGCCCGCCGGCCAGCAGGCCCCCGACAACCGCGAGCUGCACGUCGACUACUACCAGGUCAUUGGCACCUCGCCCGGCGACGACGAGGCCAUUACCAACAAGGUGUCGUCGACGCAGAACCAGUGGGACCAGCAGAUGCUCGACAACCGGCACCUGGUGCUGCGCGGCGACAACGCCUCGGCCCUCAUGAAGCUGCGCGCCCACGUCGAGUGGGCCUUUAUCAAGGCCUACCACGACAUGAAGUUUGUCAAGGUGUCGCCCCCGGCCCUGGUGCAGACGCAGGUCGAGGGCGGCGCCACGCUCUUCACCGUGCCCUACUACGAGGAAAAGGCCUACCUCACCCAGUCCUCGCAGCUCUACCUCGAGACGGUCCUGCCCAGCCUCGGCAAUGUCUACUGCAUUGAAAAGUCGUUUCGCGCCGAGAAGAGCCUGACCAGGCGCCACUUGUCCGAGUACACGCACGUCGAGGCCGAGCUCGACUUUGUCGACUUUGACGACCUCCUGGUGCACCUCGAGGACAUCAUCUGCCGCGUCAUCGACACGGUGCUCGACGACGCCGAGAUGGCGGCCCUCCUCAAGGAGCUCAACCCCAGCUUCAGCCGGCCGUCGCGGCCCUUUAUGCGCAUGAAGUACUCGGACGCCAUUGAGUGGCUCAACAAGCAGGACCCCCCCAUCCCCAACGAGGAGGGCAACCCGCACGUCUUUGGCGACGACAUUGCCGAGGCGGCCGAGCGCAGGAUGACGGAUGCCAUCAACCGGCCCAUUUUCCUCACGCACUUUCCCGUCGAGAUCAAGGCCUUUUACAUGAAAAAGGACCCGAGCGACGUGCGGGUGACGGAGAGCGUCGACUGCCUGAUGCCCGGCGUCGGAGAGAUUGUCGGCGGCUCCAUGAGGAUGGAGGGCUAUGAGGAGCUGCUGGCGGCGUACGACAAGCAGGGCAUCCCGGCCAAGGACUACUACUGGUACACGGAUCAACGCAAGUACGGCACGUCGCCUCACGGCGGCUACGGGUUGGGCCUGGAGCGCUUCCUCGCGUGGAUGGCCGCCCAGCACACUGUGCGGACGACGUGCCUGUAUCCCCGAUACAUGGGGCGCUGCAAGCCGUGA
This is a messenger RNA of Hirsutella rhossiliensis, 1770 nucleotides long. RefSeq names its product tRNA synthetases class II (D, K and n) domain-containing protein. Gene Ontology annotation, biological process: asparaginyl-tRNA aminoacylation. NCBI's taxonomy places the organism in Eukaryota, Fungi, Ascomycota, Sordariomycetes, Hypocreales, Ophiocordycipitaceae. The transcript is spliced from 2 exons. Gene Ontology annotation, molecular function: ATP binding; asparagine-tRNA ligase activity; nucleic acid binding. Gene Ontology annotation, cellular component: cytoplasm. The record is from RefSeq and is a predicted model, not a curated record. The coding region runs from base 1 to 1770 and encodes 589 amino acids.